Malania oleifera is the source of this 3581-nucleotide messenger RNA. RefSeq names its product phospholipase D zeta 1-like. Gene Ontology annotation, biological process: phospholipid catabolic process; intracellular signal transduction; phosphatidic acid biosynthetic process. NCBI's taxonomy places the organism in Eukaryota, Viridiplantae, Streptophyta, Magnoliopsida, Santalales, Ximeniaceae. The coding region runs from base 173 to 3478 and encodes 1101 amino acids. Gene Ontology annotation, molecular function: D-type glycerophospholipase activity. The transcript is spliced from 20 exons. The record is from RefSeq and is a predicted model, not a curated record. Gene Ontology annotation, cellular component: plasma membrane.
CCAACACUCUCUCUCUCUCUCUCUCUCUCUCUCUCUCUCUCUCUCUCUCUAGUAGUCUAGUGUGUGUCGAGUGGAAUCACGAAAUUGAACUUCUGAUGAUUUAGCAUAUAUAUUUUGGUCAUAUAGUCUGUAGUAAACGUACAUAGAAGUUGAUUGAUUUCUUGGUUUCAUAAUGUCGUCGGAGAGCUUCGGAGUGAGCGAUUAUGUGCCGAUUCUGCCAAAUGCAAUGUCGCCGGCGGUGUCAUCUUCAUCUUCUUACUCAAUCCGGCGAGGCCCUGAACCCACUUUGAUUUUCGAUGAUUGCCCGAAGGCGACGAUCCUGUCGGUGUCGCGACCCGACGCCGGAGACAUUAGCUCUCUCCUUCUCUCUUACACCAUUGAGUUUCACUACAAACAGCAGUUUAGGUGGCGUCUAGUGAAGAAAGCUUCUCAAGUUAUAUACUUACAUUUUGCCUUGAAGAAGCGUGCAAUUAUUGAGGAAUUUCAUGAGAAGCAGGAGCAGGUUAAAGAAUGGCUUCAAAACCUAGGAAUAGGGGAUCAAAUGGCAUUUGUGGAAGAUGAUGAUGAACCCGAUGAUGGAGCUGUUCCCUUGCAUUACAAAGACACUUCCAAAUACAGAUCUGUUCCAUCCAGUGCAGCAUUCCCAAUCAUUCGGCCAGCACUACGAGGACACCAGACUAUCUCAGACCAAGCAAAAAUUGUGAUGCAAGGGUAUUUAAAUCACUUUCUGGGUAACCUGGAUAUUGUAAAUUCUCAGGAGGUCUGCAGGUUUUUGGAAGUAUCUAAGCUAUCAUUUUCUCACGAGUAUGGACCAAAAUUGAAAGAAGAUUACGUAAUGGUGAAGCAUUUAUUAAAAAUUCCAAGCAGCACUCCUGACAGAAAAUGCUGUGCAUGCUGUUGCUUUGGUUGCUGUACAAACAAUUGGCAAAAGGUGUGGGCUGUGUUGAAACCUGGGUUCUUGGCCUUGCUGGAUGAUCCUUUUGAUGCCAAGCUCUUGGAUAUACUUGUUUUCGACAUACUCCCGAUUUCGUGUAUAAGUGAAGAUCAAGUAUAUUUAGCCUAUGAGAUAAAGCACAGUAAUCCUUUGCGCUAUUCAUUUAAGGUUUCUUGUGGGAAUCGGAGUAUAAAGUUAAGAACAACAAGUAAAGCAAAAGUUAAAGAGUGGAUUGCUGCAGUUAAUGAUGCCGGUCUAAGGCCUCCUGAGGGUUGGUGCCAUCCUCACCGCUUUGGUUCUUUUGCUCCUCCAAGAGGUUUGAUUGAAGAUGGCAGUCAAGCUCAAUGGUUUAUAGAUGGUCAAGCUGCCUUUGAAGCAAUUGCUUCAUCAAUUGAGGAUGCAAAGUCAGAGAUAUUCAUUACAGGUUGGUGGGUUUGCCCAGAUUUGUAUCUCAGACGUCCUUUUGAAAACCAUGGCCCUUCUCGAUUAGAUGCCUUAUUAGAAGCAAAAGCUAAGCAAGGGGUUCAGAUUUAUAUUCUUCUCUAUAAGGAGGUUGCCCUUGCUUUAAAGAUCAACAGCUUUUACAGUAAGAGAAGGCUUCUGAGCAUUCAUGAAAAUAUUAGAGUAUUGCGCUAUCCCGACCAUUUCUCAACUGGCAUUUAUUUAUGGUCACACCAUGAAAAACUUGUCAUUAUUGAUUACGGGAUUUGCUUUAUUGGAGGACUGGAUUUAUGUUUUGGUCGCUAUGAUACCCCUGAACAUAAAGUGGGCGAUUGGCCCCCAUGCAUAUGGCCUGGGAAGGACUACUACAAUGCAAGAGAAUGUGAACCAAAUUCCUGGGAAGAUACAAUGAAAGAUGAAUUCGAGCGUGGCAAAUUUCCUCGCAUGCCAUGGCAUGAUGUCCAUUGUGCUCUUUGGGGCCCACCUUGCCGCGAUGUUGCAAGGCACUUUGUUCAGCGUUGGAAUUAUGCAAAGAGAAAUAAAGCUCCAAAUGAACAAACAAUCCCGCUACUUAUGCCUCAACACCACAUGGUUAUCCCCCAUUAUAUGGGAAGGAGCAGAGCUAUGGACAUUCCAAGAAACAGCUUAGAGGAACAUCCAAAAAGGAUUAAUAGACAAGAUUCAUUUUUCUCCCAAUCACCAUCACAAGAUAUUCCACUGCUUUUGCCUCAAGAAGAUGAUGGACUAGAAGCUGCCACUGGAGACCAGAAGUCAAAUGGUCUAAACGUAUACCAUAAUUUUCUUCAUCAGACAAGCAGAGUCGAUCAAAAUUUUCUGUUCUCUUUGAAUAAGGCCAAAGUUGAACCUUUAGCUUCAGAUACACAGAUGUGUGGUUUUGUUGACGACCUCGGUCUCAAUGAUCCUCAGCUUGCAAAGUCAAAUAUUCGAAUUUCAGAUGAGUGGUGGAAACUGGAAGGGAAUGACUACCAACUUUCUUCCAUUGAUGAAACUGGACAAGUUGGUCCGCGUACCCCAUGCCGUUGCCAGGUUAUUAGAAGUGUCAGCCAGUGGUCUGCUGGAACAAGUCAAACUGAGCAGAGUAUUCAUAGAGCCUAUUGUUCACUUAUCGAGAAAGCAGAACACUUUAUCUACAUAGAGAAUCAGUUUUUCAUUUCAGGUCUUUCCGGAGAUGAGAUUGUACAAAACCGCAUCGUAGAAGCAUUAUACAAGCGCAUCAUGCUAGCACACAAACAGCAGAAGUGUUUCAGGGUUAUUGUUGUCAUACCUCUCUUACCAGGCUUCCAGGGGGGGCUGGAUGAUGGUGGUGCAGCAACUGUGAGAGCCAUAAUGCAUUGGCAGUAUCGAACAAUUUGCAGAGGGAAAAACUCAAUUUUACAUGAACUUAAUGUACGACUUGGUCCUAAAACAUAUGAUUACAUUUCUUUCUAUGGUCUCAGAUCGUAUGGGAGACUAUUCGAUGAUGGUGCUAUUGCCACAAGUCAGGUGUAUGUGCACAGCAAAGUGAUGAUUGUAGAUGAUCGUGUUGUCUUGAUUGGAUCAUCCAAUAUAAAUGACAGAAGUCUGCUCGGGUCGAGAGAUUCUGAAAUUGCUGUGCUUGUUGAGGACAAAGAUGUCUUUAUAUCAUCUAUGGAUGGAGAGCCUUGGAAAGCCGGAAAAUUUUCUUAUAGUCUCAGGCUUUCCCUGUGGUCUGAGCACCUUGGGAUUCAAGGAGAAGAGAUCAGGCAAAUCAGAGAUCCUAUAGCUGACUCAACAUACAAAGGUAUAUGGAUGGAAACCGCAAAGAAGAAUACCCAGAUCUACCAUGAUGUUUUUGGUUGUAUACCUAAUGAUCUCAUACAUUCCAGAGCUGCCCUCAGACAAACCAUGGCUGAAUGGAAGCAUAAACUUGGACAUACCACCAUUGAUUUAGGAAUUGCACCUGAGAAGCUAAAUGAAGAGAGUAAAGCCACAGAUCCACUGGAGAGAUUGAAGUUGACGAGGGGACAUCUUGUUUUUUUUCCCUUGGAGUUCAUGUGUGAAGAAGAUUUGAGACCAGUGUUCAAUGAGGGCGAGUUUUACGCAUCUCCCCAAGUGUUUUAUUAACCAGUAUAUGAUUUGAUGGUGGGAAUAUGUCUUCAGAUGUGUUUUAUUGUGUACAGUUCAAUGAAAAGAUGAAAUAUAAAUAAAUUUGAAAAUGGAUAGACCC